AUGGAAGGCACGUUGAACUACUCUGUUGCAUUGGGCGACUUUUCCGGCGGAGGCCUCCUGCUCGAAUCCCCGGAAGGGAAGAUUACAUUGCCACUUCCUGACUCUGAGGAAACUCGUUGUUUUGUUGUGCAUGACACCAAGGCGCAUCCAUUGGCCUUCGACGGCUCACUGUGGCAUGGUACGCAAACGUUUUCUGGCAACAGGUGGGUCAUCACAGCUUACACUUGUCGACGCCUGGAGGAAGUGCGAGCUGAAGACAUUGCGCUGCUGAAAAGCUUGUCGCAUGCAUUGGCUGCAGAUGCUCUCCCCUUUGUCCAGUUCGACCCGGUGAUUCAGGCCGAUGUUAGGGAUCUGGUUUUUCGAGCUGCAGCUGAGGGCGUGUUUCCCUUUAUCAUGGUGUGCAUUCAUGCUGCUUGGUCUCCUCGUGACAUGGAGUGGGUUCUGCAUUUGUGGCUCUGUGCAACCUUUUGCCUGGGCUUUACCCAGUCCCAGUCGAGGAGUGGUACAUCGGUGGAGGAUGCGUGGGCCUGCAUUCCGAUGAAAGAUUUGGCGGAGGUUGGCGAGCUGCGCAAAGACAUUUCCGCUUGGUUCUCCUCGGAAAACAUCGAUAAGGUGGACUGGUGCAUUCCGGAGGGCCAACCUUACUGCCUGCAUGCACUCGCCACAUUGAGCCAUUUCCUGCAAGAUGUGGACACUACAUUAUUUGGUUGCCUGUUGCAGGGCGUACCGACGGGUUUUAAGAAUGACAUACCACCUUCGGGCUGUAUGGCACCGUCUGGCAAAGCUGGCACUGACGAGUCAUUACAGGUCUGCCAACAAAAUUGGCAGGGUGCUGAAGACGAUCCAGUUCUUCUGGAUCGCUUGGUUCAGCAGGAAGUAGACAAAG
Molecule: messenger RNA, 886 nt
Organism: Symbiodinium natans
Lineage: Eukaryota; Dinophyceae; Suessiales; Symbiodiniaceae
Source: the annotation of a GenBank genome assembly